AUGCUGGACUUUAUGGAUUACGUCCAGCUUGCCUUUGCAGAGGCCACGAAUUGGAACACCGACAAUUCGUACUCGGCCCUCACAACCACUGCGCAGUCGAUUCUAGAAUUCGAGACGCCCGAACGAUUUCGUGUGCGACUUUCUUCAUUAUCCACACCACAUUUUGCCACCAGCUAUUCACUGGGUACCGUUGGCUUGCUUGAUGGAUCUGUGUCGUAUCUUUUCAGCACUGUGCCCUUAUACAACACUCCGAGCCGCAGUGCCCUGAUCCCCCUUCGAAAGAUCUCUCCAGGAUACCGACAAGUACAACCCCCCGAGGCGCCAGUCCUUGCGUGGGGGUGGAACUCGCUGCUGGAAGAUGUGAACAUCCCUGGACUCUACAGCGGUAAACGCUCGACAACUGGGACACAAAAGGAUGGACUCCAGACAUCAGAGGACGCAGCUCAGCGAAAGGCAACCCUCCUACAUGCGUCCCUCCAUCUUCCAUCACCCACCACACUGUAUGCGCUGUUUCUGCGCCGACUGUCUCCCACAACUCAGCUGUCGCUCGCAGUUUGCUCCACGCGUGGACCUCCUAUGUCCAAGUCUGCACCGCAGGCGUCCAUGCUGGCUCAAUUGUCUCAUGAUACCGGAAAGUAUUGUCACGAAUACCUCUUCAGCACGGACAAUGCGCUGUUCGGCUGGCGAGGAUUGUGGAAUUUUGGCGCUGAUCCCCGAUACGCCCCUGCCAAUGCGCCUCCUCGCCUCUCUCUACUGUCUGCCGGUGCCGAGGCAUACUACUCUCCAUACUCUCCCGCUGCGACUCAAGCGCCUUCUGCUUCCUCGUCAUCUUCCUCCAUUCAACCCACGCCAAUAUCGACAUUCCCCUACACUUUGACAUUGACGCUCACUCCCAUCACUGGUUCCCUAUCCACGACAUACUCAUUACGUGCUUCGCCGAAUCUUUCUUUCAGUUCAAGAUUUGGAUUCAACGUGUAUAGCUGGGAAAGCGAGAUGGUUGCAGGAUGUGAGCUCUGGCGGCGAUCUAGAAAGACCACAACGCCUCCCGAAGAUGAUGGAUUAGAAUGGGCCCGUCGCAAGAUGCGCCUUUAUGAUUCUCUUACGCCCCUUUCAGGCUCCCAAUCAGAUCCUUUGCAUGUGUCUGACCCGCUCCAAUCUGCAUCCGUGACCGGCUCAGAGGCAGAUUCCCAGGGCGACGAGGCUAGCGAUUCUGUCAUCAAGCUUCGGGUUGAUCAGUCUUGGAACGUACGACUGCUCUGGGAAGGCCGUGUCAAGGAGUUAUUAGUGAGCGCGGGUGUUGGACUGGGUCCCGGUUCUUUUUCAAUAGCACCCAACGUCUCGUCCGUUGCCGGGAGCGGGUCGGUACAAAGUGGAGGCGGCGCCCCUGCUACGUCGUACUGGCGUGGAGUUGGGGUGUCGGUCAUGUACUCAUCGCCGGAGAUCACGUCUGCAAUUGAUGAGGGUUCCGAUGUCACCUUGGCCAAAGACUACAAGUGA
This is a messenger RNA of Penicillium oxalicum, 1497 nucleotides long. Its product is annotated as mitochondrial distribution and morphology protein 10. Gene Ontology annotation, cellular component: ERMES complex; SAM complex. The transcript has 4 exons. The record is from RefSeq and is a predicted model, not a curated record. Gene Ontology annotation, biological process: protein insertion into mitochondrial outer membrane; phospholipid transport; establishment of mitochondrion localization. Bases 1 to 1497 code for a protein of 498 amino acids. Lineage: Eukaryota; Fungi; Ascomycota; Eurotiomycetes; Eurotiales; Aspergillaceae.